CAGCUGGAAGCAACUCCUACGAAACCAUAGCGUCACCGAUUUUAACUCCUACGAAAACCAUGAUGUUACAAAUUUUAACUGGAAGUCAGAAUGACAUGGAAGACAUUCAUAAUAAAUGCCACUAG
Cetraspora pellucida is the source of this 125-nucleotide messenger RNA. Lineage: Eukaryota; Fungi; Glomeromycota; Glomeromycetes; Diversisporales; Gigasporaceae. The record is from the annotation of a GenBank genome assembly.